Messenger RNA from Peromyscus californicus insignis, 5339 nucleotides. It is a transcript of the gene Larp7, whose product is annotated as La ribonucleoprotein 7, transcriptional regulator. Lineage: Eukaryota; Metazoa; Chordata; Mammalia; Rodentia; Cricetidae. The transcript has 13 exons. Gene Ontology annotation, biological process: RNA processing. Bases 3347 to 5086 code for a protein of 579 amino acids. Gene Ontology annotation, molecular function: mRNA binding. Gene Ontology annotation, cellular component: nucleus. The record is from RefSeq and is a predicted model, not a curated record.
GUAAAGAUUUAGAACAGUGUAUAUAAAGUGACUGGCAUUGUUUCACAGUAUUUUUUUAUUCUUUGUUCCAAGACCAUGUUUGUUUGUUUGUUUGUGGAAAGGGUGUUUCUAGCUGUCCUGGAACUUGCUCUGAAGAGCAGGUUGGCUUUGGACUCAGAGAUCCACCUCCUGAGUGCUAGGAUUAAAGUUGUGUGUCACCACGCCCAUUUAGCAGUAUUUUAAUACUUAGGACACCACAGGAAAAAUGAUAAGGAAUUACUAAUGUUGCAAGUUGAGAAAUAAACUUCACAAACCAUAUCAAUGUUAUGGGCAGGUGACACAUAGCCUUCUGUAAAGGAUAGAUGACUUCUAGAGCAUGCUAUAAACUUAUCAUAUUCUAAUGACAAUUGUGGAAAACACUAAAGGGGGAUGAGAGCCAUUUCAAAGAUCAAAUUGGUAGGAUUUAGUGACCAGUUGGUAAAGAAUAACAUGGCUACGUAUUAUGUUCUCCAGAGCAGCUGGUUUUGUUUUGAGAAUCUUUUUUUAACUUAAGUAUAUAUGUGUCUGAAUGUAUGCAUGUGUACCACAUGCCCACAGAGGUCAGAAGAAUGAUUUGGAUCCCCUAGAACUAGAGUUAUAGGAGCUUGUGAGCUUUGACUUCUAGGAACUGAACCUGUGUCCUCAUGAGCAGUGAGUGUUCCUAACCACUAUGCUAUCUCUGCAGACCUCUCCACCGCAGCAUUUUUAAGUGUUGAAAUUACAUUUUUUCUAAUUAAUCUUCACAGUAACUCUAUUAUAUAGAUAAGAUUUGUAUCCACAUUUUAUGAACCACAGAGAUGAGGAAACUUACUCAAAGCACAUACAGGCUUGCUUGAUCAAAUUUGUGGGUUACAGUGUUAGUGAGGGUAAAUGGGCUUUGGAAGGAAAGGAUAAAUUUCCUUUGGAAUGUUAUUAUAGAACCCUGGGAAAUUACAAAUAGCAUUGAGAGUAUAGCAAGGACUGAGGAGUAGUUCAGUGGUUGGAUAUUGGCCUAGGAUAUGGAAGACCGUCAGCAUGAGGGAGACAGACAGAAGAGGGUGAAGUGUAGGGUCUCUGUAACCCAGGUAUUGCCAUGUCACUAACUGGUCUCUUCAGGCCCAGUGUAAGGAGGCUAAAUUGUUCUAUAGUUUAUGUGACUUUCUGUUUAAUCUGUAUCAUGUUCUAAAUUGAAGAUGUAUUUUAUCAUUCUGAGCUGGAAUAUGCUAAGCUACAAAAGUAACCCUUAAGAGAAACAGGAAGGAGGGCCUGUAAGCUAAGAGAGUGGACUGAUAACUGUGGCAUUCUGUGGUUGUUCUUAUUUAUUUAUUUAUUUAUUUAUUUAUUUAUUUAUUAUGCAUUGUUGUUUUGCCUGUGUAAGGGUGUCUGUCCCCUGGAACUGGAGUUACAGUCUUGAGCUGCCAUGUGGGUGCUGGGAAUUGAGCCAGGGUCCAGUGGAAGAACAGUCAGUGCUCUUAACCGCUAGGCCAUCUCUCCAGCCCCACAUUCUGUGUUUCUACUCUUCUGUCUACCCUGCUUUAGAUCUAGUAGAUGUAGAUAGUGUGGCUAUAGAGAUUCCAGUAUGCCUUAUUUAGAUCAGUGCUUCUCAACCUUCCUAAUGCUGCGACCCUUUAAUGCAGUUUCUCAUGAUGUGGUAACCUCAACCAUAAAACUAUUUUGUUGCAAUUUCAUAACUAAUUUUGCUACUGUUCUGAAUUGUAAUGUAAACUUCUGUUUGAUAUGGGACCUGGAAUAGGUCUCGACCCACAGGUUGAGAACCACUGCCUUGGACUGUUGGCUUUAAUGGAAGAGAACUGUAUAGUUUGAAGUCUGCCCUUUCUAAGUAACUGUUAGCAGUAGAGCCUGCUGUGUGAUUGUUGUAGUCUAUGUUUAUAUUUAUACCUUACCGCCUUAGAAAAGAAUUUGAAAUGCUUAAUGCCAUAUUUUCGUGAUACAAACAAGGCUGGCUUCAGACUCACAGAGGUCUACUUGCCAGUACCUCAUGAGUGCUGGGAUUUAGAUGUAUACAACCAUGCCCAGCUCUGGGUACUUUUAAAUAUAUCUAACCACUUCACAAAUAUGUAGUGACCAAAUUGAAGCCUCUGCCUCUCUAUAUUUAGAUUAUAGUGGGGUAGAUAGACAGCUCUUAAUUCCAGAGAGUGAUGAGCAUAGAAAGAAAAGUUUGGAGUAUAGUUUACUUUGACAUCAAGGGUACUAUUUUAGGUUGGAUGAAAGAAAAGGCCUCUUUGAGACAGUGACAUUCACAGAUCUGGGUGAAUAUUAAACUAUACAGGUGUUGGGGAAAGAGACAGCAGAAAGAACAAAGGCCUGCAGACAGAAAUGGCUUUAGCAUAUUUAAGGAACUUAGGGGUGGACAUGUUAUAAGCUUGCUGAAAGAGUUGUGGAAGAUAAAGUUGGAGAAAUGUGUCCAGGUCAGAUUAUAUAGGACCUAGUAAACCACUGUAAGGUCUUUGGACUCUGUGCUGAAUGUGUUAAGUCUUUGGGAGUGUUUGUACAAAGAAUUGUCCUGAUUUACAUAUUUCAGUGAUUAUUAGCCUAUGCAGAAAAUGGAUUAUAAGAAAGCAGUAGUAGAAGCAAGUAAACUAUUAAGGAAGAUCUUGGAUAGUUAAGUGAGACGUGAUAAUAACUUGGAGUUGAGUGGUUUAUUAGAAUGAGAAGUGUUAAUGUUCAGGCUAUAUUUUAAAGCCAGUGCUAGUACAACUGCUAAUGAAUUGACUGUACAGUGGGAGGAAUUGAGACUACUUUCUAAUCUUACUCUCUGCCUUGUAGUUGGUAUUUCUCAAUGUGAUAAAAAUCUGUUAAAAUUUUAGAACUUGGGGCAGGAGAGAUGGCUCAGAGGUUACGAGCACUGCUUGUUCUUCCAGAGGUCCUGGGUUCAAUUCCCAGCAACUACAUGGUGGUUCACAACCAUCUGUAUUGAGAUCUGGUGCCCUCUUCUGGCUUGCGGGCAUAUAUGCAGACAGAACACUGUAUACACAAUAAAUAAAUCUUUAAAAAAUAAAUUUAGAAUUCUGUUUUUAUCAUGUUAAGUUUAAGAUACCCUCUAAAUGAACAAAUGGAGAUGUCAAGUACAAUUGACUAUUGGAAUGUGGAACUAAUGAGAGAAUAUGGUUUGUGAGGUAUAUAUAUAGCCCAAUACUGAUUAGCAGGACCCUCAGAAAGGUUGAGUCAAGAACAGAGGCCAAGAUCCAAGAUAUGAGUCUAGUCAUAGACAACGUAUUAAGGUAAAACACAGUAGAAGAAACUAGAAGAGGGAAACUCUUUAAAACUUUAUGAAGAAAAGAUCUACAAUGAAGGAAUUUGUGACUGUAAGUGCUGCUGGGAGGUCAGAAUGGAAACUGAAAAUAAAAAAACUAUGGAAGAAAGCACUGAGAAGAGAAAAGAAGAAAAAAAGAAACGCUCAAGGGUUAAACAGGUGCUUGCAGAUAUUGCCAAGCAGGUAGACUUCUGGUUUGGGGAUGCAAACCUUCACAAGGACAGGUUUCUUCGCGAGCAAAUUGAAAAAUCUAGAGAUGGAUAUGUGGACAUCUCUCUUCUGGUAUCUUUUAACAAAAUGAAGAAGUUAACCACUGAUGGGAAGCUAAUAGCAAGAGCAUUGAAAAGCUCAUCUGUGGUAGAGUUGGACUUAGAGGGAACCAAAAUCCGGAGAAAAAAGCCCCUAGGUGAGAGGCCAAAGGAUGAGGAGGAACGCACCGUGUAUGUGGAGUUACUCCCCAAAAAUGUUACUCAUAGCUGGAUUGAAAGAGUAUUUGGGAAAUGUGGCAAUGUGGUUUACAUAAGUAUUCCACAUUACAAGUCUACAGGGGAUCCCAAGGGAUUUGCCUUUGUGGAGUUUGAAACGAAAGAACAAGCAGCAAAAGCCAUUGAGUUUCUUAACAACCCACCCGAAGAAGCACCAAGAAAACCUGGCAUAUUUCCCAAGACAGUUAAAAACAAACCCAUCCCUUCCUUAAGAGUAGCUGAAGAGAAGAAAAAGAAGAAGAAGAAGAAAGGCAGACUAAAGAAGGAAGACAGUGUGCAGGCCAAAGAGUUAAGUAUAGACACCGGUAGCACGGAUGUGUGCAAAGCUAAGAGACCAAGGACGGCCUCCGAAGAAGGCUCUGAAGCAGAGAUUCCUGACGUUCCAAAGCAACCUGCAAAGAAAAAGAGGAAACGAGACAAGGUCGAGGCAUCCGUCUUACCUGAAGUCAGAACAGGGAAGAGGGAGCGAAGCAGCGCUGAGGACGAAGACUGCCUCCCCCCCAGGCCAAAAACCAAGAAAAGGACUCAGAAGGAUGGCCUUAGCGAAGCUGCUUCUGAAGUCUCCAAGGAAAGCAGAGACUUAGAAUUCUGCUCUACAGAAGAGGAGAAAGAGACUGGAGACACAAAAGGUGACUCACUCCUGAAAGUGAAGAGGAAGCAUAAGAAAAAACAUAAGGAGAGACAUAAAAUGGGAGAAGAGGUUAUACCGUUGAGAGUGUUGUCCAAAACUGAGUGGAUGGAUUUGAAAAAAGAGUACUUGGCGCUGCAGAAAGCCAGCAUGGCUUCUCUGAAAAAAACGAUAUCUCAGAUAAAAUUGGAGUCAGAAAUGGAAACAGACUGUGCCGCGGCUGCUGAGUCUGGAGUGAAUAAUGGGAAAGUUGGCCCUCCAGAGUGCUGCACCCAGGGGAAGGCCAGUGCACAAGGUCCACAGUUCGUGAACGGAGUUAUUGUGAAGAUCACGAGCACAGAGCCUCUACCUGGCAGGAAGCAAGUCAGGGAUAUUUUGGCCACAAUCUCAGAAGUUGUUUACGUUGAUUUGCUAGAAGGAGAUACUGAAUGCCAUGCCCGGUUCAAAACUCCCGAGGAUGCUCAGGCGGUAAUGAAUGCACAGACUGAAAUUAGAAAGAAGCACUGUUGGAACCUCGAGGUCCUUUCUGGUGAUCACGAGCAGAGGUACUGGCAGAAGAUUUUGGUAGAUAGACAGGCCAAACUUAAUCAACCUCGGGAGAAGAAAAGAGGCACGGAGAAGUUAAUCACCAAAGCUGAGAAGAUUAGACUGGCCAAGACUCAACAAGCCAGUCAGCACAUUCGGUUCUCUGAGUAUGAUUGAGAAGGACGGCAGCUCCCUUUGGGUUUCCCUUUCUGGAGCGUUCUUAGAAUGCUAGGACUGCUUGAUGGAUGUUCUACUGAGUUCUACAUUAAAAAAAACAAAAAGAAACCUUUGUUCCUCAAUGUGUAAAUAAGACUUUUCUUAAAAACAAAUGAAUUAUAUGUCACAGUUUUUUUUUUCAAUGAAGCUCUUACUUGUUGAAAUUAUGCAGGUCAACUUAAUGAUUUCAUAAAUAAAUGGGUUUUGAAAAUUA